Messenger RNA from Symbiodinium pilosum, 507 nucleotides. The record is from the annotation of a GenBank genome assembly. Lineage: Eukaryota; Dinophyceae; Suessiales; Symbiodiniaceae.
AUGGUCGAAGAGACACAGAAACCACUUCUGGCGGAGGCCAAGAAGGCAGGCUCCAAUGGGAAGAAGGGUGGCUCUGGCACACCAAUGUCCACCGCGCUGAAUCUCGCGGCCUCUUCGAUGGGGACCGGCUUGCUGACGCUGCCUCAUGCCUUUGCGUGCUGUGGUCCUGUGCUGUGCACUCUCCUGCUUGCGAUCCUUGCGCUGACCACGGAUGUCACCCUAGUCCUACUCAUACGGCUUGGGCGGCACUUGGGUGUCUCAACCUUCGGCUCCCUGAUGCAGCGACUCUUCGGCAAGAACGGCUCAGCUUGCUUCCAGCUGAUGUUGAUCUCCGUCUUGUUCUUGGCCCUCACAGCCAUGCAGCGUGUGGUCCUGGACCUUCUGCCCAUCUUCAUGGAAGCCGUGUGCGGCCUCAAAGUGUCCCCCCUGGGGCUCAGUAUGAUCGUAAACGUCUUCGUGCUCUCGGCCUGCUUCUCUGGCAGCUACCAUGCCUUGAGGCGGGCAUAG